Messenger RNA from Hevea brasiliensis (rubber tree), 1203 nucleotides. RefSeq names its product NAC domain-containing protein 1-like. The coding region runs from base 1 to 1203 and encodes 400 amino acids. The record is from RefSeq and is a predicted model, not a curated record. NCBI's taxonomy places the organism in Eukaryota, Viridiplantae, Streptophyta, Magnoliopsida, Malpighiales, Euphorbiaceae. The transcript has 3 exons. Gene Ontology annotation, molecular function: DNA binding. Gene Ontology annotation, biological process: regulation of DNA-templated transcription.
AUGGAGGAAAAUCAUAAUAAGAACAAGGGAGUUGCCGCAAAUUGCAGUAGUGAUGAUGACGUUGAGAAAUAUGUCAAUUCGCUUCCAGUUGGGUAUCGAUUCGCACCUCAUGAUGAUGAGCUGAUUCUUGACUACUUACUGAAAAAGAUCAAGAAACUUCCCUUGCCUCGUAACAGGAUUCAUGAGGUUGAUUUGUAUAAAUAUAGCCCUCGAAAGCUCACUGAAAUCUAUAAACUGAAUAGAGCAAGAGAAACCGAGUGGUACUUUUUCACUGCGAGGGAGAAAAAAUACCCAAAUGGGUCUAGACCGAAUCGAAGUGCGGGAGAUGGAUUUUGGAAGCCUACAGGAACUGAUAAAGCCAUCCCAAAUAACAAAAAUCCUGUUGGUUUUAGAAAAUCUUUGGAUUAUUGUUCAGGGAAGCAAGGUGAAGGAAGGAAAACGGACUGGAAGAUGCAUGAGUAUUUGGUUAAUCCAAAGCUUGUUUCUUCAACUACUACUUCCAGACCCAAAAACCCAUUGCAACCUAUGCUGUUGGAUGAAUGGGUUCUUUGCAAGAUCUACAAAACCAAAGCAAAAAGAAAGAAAAACAAUAAUGAUGAAGAUGGAGGGAUUGCUGUAAAUUCAGAAACAAAAAUCCCAAAAGCUGAUGAUUCCAUUGCACAGCCUCCAGAGUAUGAUAAUUCUUUGAUGAUUUUCGAAGAAAACGAGAAUGGUUUUGGGUCUUCUUAUCCUCCUCAUCUAACAUUGAAUAACUUUGUCUAUGAUCCUUCACCAAUGAACAACACAUUUAAUCAUAACUUCAACUAUGAUCCUCCACCAGUGAACAACACAUUCAGCAAUAGCUUUGUUGUCUAUAAUGUGCCACCAAUCCAAUCCUAUCUCCCUUCUUCUUAUAGCUGCGACUUUCAACCCAUCUAUGGAUGUGGAGAUCUAGUUUGUUAUAGUGAUUGCAUGGAGAUGCCCACCAUAAAUAAUCAUCAAUCAAUGCCAACUGAGGAAUCAAUUCCUUCUCUCCCACCUGUUCAAUCCAUCUAUGGAUAUAGAGAUCAAGUUUGCUAUAGCGACUGUAUGGAGAUGCCCACCAUGAAUAAUCAUCAAUCAGUGCCAUCUGAGGAACCAAUUCCUUCUGUCCAACCUGACUUAAAAUUGGGUGCUCAACCUAGCUCUUCAAGAUCUGCCUAUUCUUAUUUGAGAGUCUCGUGA